Molecule: messenger RNA, 21431 nt
Organism: Xyrichtys novacula (pearly razorfish)
Lineage: Eukaryota; Metazoa; Chordata; Actinopteri; Labriformes; Labridae
Source: the annotation of a GenBank genome assembly
AGUCGGACGGCGGCUCUGAACAUGUUGCGGACAGCCAGCUACACGAACCGGUAAGAUUGUGUUCCGGAGGAAGCUAGCUGCUAACUCUAGCCCGGUCACGUACGCGAGAGGCUGGAGAUCGGGCUGCGCAUGUGCAAACUGCUCAUUGAUACUUUUACUGCUUGUCGUUGUGCAAGUGUCAUGAGGGUGCUAACCACAGAUUUUAUUUUUAUACAGUUUGUGGUGCUGACUAUGAUGUUUAAGUCACGCAGUUUGGUGCUCGAUAGUUUUUUUAUAUGCUGCUUUUCUUCUGAAACUAAGUUAGCCAUGAAUGGAACAAAGAAGUGCCUAUGAACACUUUUAUUUUACACUAAAAACUAAUAUGUUUGUUUAUGUUGUUGAAGGACCCAACCUUGUCACCCUCCCUAUCAGUUAUGGGGAAAAAUGCUAUAUAACACUGACAUAUCACAUCGUACAAGGCAGUACAACGUGAUAAUAACACUGAGCUCACACUAUGAAAUGAAUGCAUAAACUCUUAAUACAGAAAAGGUAAAGGUAGGACUAAGAUUUCAAUUUAAACUUCACAACUAAAGUCAUGCUUUACAUUUUGUUGAAAUCUAACCUUUAGCUUAGUAUGAGACAUUAAGAUGCAAAUUCAACAUUUCGCUUUGAACGUUACAUUUAGAUUUAGAUUUGAUAUUUAGGUAACGCUUGUUAUCUAAAUGUCAAUGUUUUGAUUUAUAUUCAACAAUUUAUUUGACAUAUAAUUUUAGGAUUUAACAUUCAUGCAUAGAUUUAUGUCCUGGAUUUAAAAUUCAGAUUAAAAACUUGGAUCAGAAUAAACAUUAGGAUUUAACAUUCAAACUUGACAUAUAACAUUUAACUUGUGAUUCAAAACUAAAGGGAUAUUUAACAUAUUGAUUUUUAUUUAACAUUCAAAUUUGACAUGUAACAUUUAGAUUUAACAUCCACAUCAUUUCAUAUAUUUCUGCCAACAAAAUAAACAUUAGUUAGUGACAUAUCUUUUGUUCUUUUCCCUAGCUCACCUGCUUUUUGUUCCUAGAUAAUGAGAUAAAUAAGUUAAGAUCUUGAGAGAAAAAGUGAUGGACUUGUUAUUGCAGGUAAGGGAAAAUAAAAUGAAUGAAUGCAAAUGUGGUUUCGGAGGUCUUCCCUGCUUAAUUUUAAUUAAAGAAAUCAUACACUUGAAUCCUUUAAACCUUUGCAAAUUGUCAAAGUCUGUUUACUUACACAAAAAUACAAAAAAUACAACUUUUAUUUUUAUUGGUGAUACACAGGCAAUGGUAUAGGACAACAUCAUUAUAAAAUGACUUUGUGAAAAAUAUUCUGGUCCCAAAAAUGAAAAGAAAAAAAAAUCCCUUCAAAUAUACUGUAUAUAUACAUAUAUUUGAGAUUGUCAAUGAAACCUUGAAGUGAAUUUACGAUGAUGCUGUUUCAUUUACUUUUGAAAUACUUUUGAAAUACUUUGUUGCGCAUGUGCUUUCAUAUUACAUCAUAUAUUAUUUUAAUAAUUAUAUUAUUUUUUAGAUAUAUUAUAUAUUAUUUACCUAUCAUAAAAAAGUUACCAAGCAUUGCAAAACACAAAUAUCAGCAUGCACUUCAUUCUUCAUACAAACAUCUCAUAGAUCAGUCUCUUCAUCAGUUUUUGCUGAAGCUGCUCCAGUGCAUGAUGUGAUUUUGAAGUGAAAUACUGCUCUUCACUUGAGCCACAUGUAUACACAUCCAAAAGGUUUCAAUUCAAUGUGAUGUGAUAUUUUAGGCAAACCUAAAGCAUAGAGAAACUCUGAUCUUGCAGAUGUUAGUUUUCUGAUAUUUCAUGUGAUAUGGUCAAGUCUUUGGAUGAUUGAUGCUCAAGUCAUGCAGAUUCUCUUGGCUGUGUAUGUGGAGGGACUUUCAGCUGGCCUUAGCAGAGCUCUGUGUCUCUUUUCUUCUUCACUCAGAGUUUCAGGGGGUUGGUACCCAGGCUCCUGGGGAUCCAGAGGGUCUUUGGAGAGCAGAAUACAGAUAGCAGGUAGUGUCCUUUGCUUGGAGCACUCUGCUCCUUUUUGUGGACUCUCCCAGACCUCAUUCACUGUCAUGUAGUACAGCUUAGAGACUUGGUGGAGCCCUCCCAUUUUUCGUUUCAGAAUCUCCACGCAGGUGAUGGUCUUGGUGACUCCUCUACCUGAGCCAGUGAAGACCACCUGUCUCAGUGAAGUCCCAUUGCUGCCUUUCCCCUCUCCUUGCAUGCGAGCUGUUACAAACCGGAGCAAAUUACGAAUCUUGCUUCCUUCUUUCACUUGCAUGUGCAGGACGUCAGCUGCCAGGCCAGGGAUGGGAAAGGGGCGGCCAUCCACUGUACGUCUGACUCUUUUGAAGUCACCCUGGCUAAAGUUCUGAGGGUGAGAUGUAGAUGGGGCACCCAGGUUGACUGCAGCACCCUGCAGUUCCAUUCUGGUGCUGCAUGCAGCUUUUGAACUCUGCAAAUGACCCCUGAGUUCAUCCAUUGCUUAGAUUGUAUUGAAAGAAAAGAGCAGGAUGCUUUUUCUUAGCCUGCAGCCUCAGAUUACUUGCAUGCUUCCCUUGAGGUUGGACCCACGUUUCUUCUUCAUUCGGUGUAGAAGUCCAGAAAGUGAUCUGCUUUGUAAUCCAAACUUGUGACUUAUCUUGAUCUUGUUUGUGUCCUUACUUCACGAUUCUUCUCCAGUCAGUCCCUGAGCCCUGAGAUGACAGGCAGCAGUAUGAAGAGGGUGUUUCUUCCUCUAAUCCCAUUGAAGUGAAGGAAAAGAUGUCCUUGCUCUAUUCAGCACAGAGGACAGCUGAUGCCAACAAACACAUAUGAGGCUCAGAGAGAGACAUGUAGAGUGGGACAUAGUGCUCUUAAAGGCACACGCAACAUUUAGUAAUGUUACAUUAUAGUUAGUUUCGGAGGGAAGCUUUAGUGAAACCCUUGAGGGCUGAGAGCUUUUAUUCAUCCAUGUGGCUGCUUGAAUUAUAUGGAUGAAUAAACAAGAGUAAAUGAGAUUUAAAAAGGCAUGCAGUUGAAACAAUGCUUUGUUUUGGAUGAAUUGUUUAUCCACUGACAUACUUAAUGUGUCUUUUUGCAGAUAUUGCAGCAUACUACAGUCUAACUGGUGCAAAGAUAUUAUGAAAAACUAUUUUUCCAACAGAUGCUAUGGUUUUCAAGACAUUUUCCCCUCUGCACUAUCAUCAGAGAGCCACAUGGUUCGAGCAAAAGUCUUUUCUCAGGGCUAAAUAGCAACUUCACAUUUCUCCUCCCCUCAGUCCAUCGCCUGCUGGUCUGACCCAGAAAAUGCUGCUACUUCAUCUGUUCCCGCUUUGAAUCAAUGACAUUUUUGAGGACAAUCACACCUUGGGGCUGCAGGGUUAAAGCCAAACCUGCAUGAAAAUGUAAAAACAGAGCCCGCUGAAUGAACUAGAUCUGCGUCCAGAUGCAAACAGAGGUGUGAAGUUGGUUUGUUAAAAGGAGGUGGGUCUCAGAAGGAGCUCAAGAGGCAGCUGUGGGGCUCAUAUGGAACCAGUAUACUGUUAUAAUAGUGUAUUUCUGCUUCACAGGGUCGGUUGUAACCCAUGAAAUUCACUGACUGGAGCAAUGGGCACAAAGGUGUGGCUUUUGUCUUGAUGGUGAUGAUUCAGUUUAGAAAAAUAAUUAAUCCCUGCAACUUGAAACAUAAACUCUCAAUGUCCCCUCCGGCUGUGUCACAUGGAGAACGGCCACUGAAUGUAAUGAAUGCACUGUAACUAUCUAGUUUUACACCUCAUUUUCACUUAAUUUUAUUGAAAACACCCAAAGCAUUCUCCUCUAACUGGUUUUAAGAGUCAUACCCUUAAUAACUCAACAAUAAGAGGGUUUCAUUGGCUCUGUUCGCACAUGUCAUUGCUUAGACUCCCCCUUGUGGUACAACUUGAUUACUACAUAAAUAGCAAUGAGGACCUUUGAAUUUUGUUCAAUCUGCACAUCGGAGUUGAAGGGAAAAUAUUAAAUCCAUUGAGAAAAAUAAGCAAAUAUCAUAAAACUUUAUUUUGAAAAUGUGCAAAAGGUGUUUUUACAGUACAAAGUUACAGGACAAAAUCACAGCACACUGAAUAUUAUCAUAUAAGGCAAAACUGUAACAGUUCCAUGAAAUAGCGAGCAAGUUUCACCCAGUUUACUGCAUUAAUACAAACUAGAAGACGAGUCUAUCUUGGUUUGUGAUGUUGUUACUUUUCUGUGUGUCUUCUACUCAAACAAAAGCUGAAUCAUGUUAUAAAAACAGCUUAUUAUUUACACUCAUCUGUCAGUCAAACAAAGUCUAAGUGAUUUUAAAAUGAAAGCUACACUAAAUAACUGUGUGGAAAUGUGUGAGUGCAUGUUCGUUUCCUCAGCAAGGCUUUGAAGCAAUUACUUGAAUAAUUUCCCUAUGGAUCUUGGCUUCCUGCGUAUCGAUUUCCACAUCUCCCACUUGGCCAUUCUCAUACCUGAGAAAGAGAAAGGCAUAACAUUGUAGGAAUUUGAAUAAAUUCUGGGAAUCAUCUUAUUACACUGACAGACAGACAUAUUUUCUGGGCAGCUGUGUCUUUACUGUCUCGCGUUUUACUCACACAAAGAGGAACCGUGUGCACACAUGGUCAGAUAUCGGACACACCCAGAUGUUGCCGUGUUUUUGAAGCUCCUUUGAGGUUAUUACUGUGAAGAAAUACAGACUGUGUUUUAAUAAAAACACAAACACCAUGAUCUCUUGUAAUCCAGCCUGUGUGAGAUAUGGAUUGUUUGAGGAUCACCUUCACAGAGAGCUAUGCAGUUUAAAUUUGUGUUCUGAAGAAACCUGGCCUGUACCGACUUUUCCUAAGACAAGACAAGAAAACAGAGUUAGGAAAAAAAAAGAAGCACUACCAUGGUAUCAGAUGUUCUUUGUGGCUUUUUUUACCUGUUGGAUUUUGUGUAAUUGAUUGUAUUUUUUCAGGAGUUCUCCCUUUGGUGGCAUUUCGUGUCGCCCUUUACCCAUCUCUGAAAGACAGGUUUAAAAACACAUUUACUAAGUUACAUGUGUGGUUUUAUUUGCAGAACUUUAUUAAAGUAAGUUCAGUUUUCGUUCAUACCAGAAUAUCCAAAUGAUAUGCCAGAGAUUGGACUCAGGUAUAUGCCUUUCCCAUAUGCAGCUCCAUGAAGCUUCAAGAAACAGAACAAAAAUAUGACACGGUCAGUAGAUCGGUUUAUUGAAACUUGGUGUAACUCCUCAUCAUAUAAGUCUAAAAAAGCAUACUGUAUAUUUAGCAGUCUGUUGAACUCUUGUUACAUUUAAAAGCUUUCGUUUAUUUAGUUUAAAGAAUGCAAAAUAGGUGACUGUCUUGUUCUCUACCUGUAGUUUUGUGCAGGAGGCAUUGACCAGCCCAUUUCUUAGAAUAGAGUGCCAGUUUUCAAUGUGGGAACCACUACAUGAAGAGAAAAUAGGAUUUGAGUCAACAUACCAGGGAUCAUAUUUAGUAUUUAGUGAUAUAUCAUGAUAUCAAGGUUAACACUGCUAUGAUUUUACUCACUGGAAAGCAAAGGUGCUACCAUAAAGUUUCUUGGCAGUUUGGAAGCGAGCCUCUUUGGAAGGAGGGCUGCUGAUCAGCAGGAACUGAUGGGGUGUUUGCAUGAACUUGAGUUGCUAUUGAGCACAGAGAAAUAGAAAAUAUAGAUCAUUAACGAUUACUUUCUUAAAACAUGUAUAAAAACAUUAUGUGAUGCAACAAUACUGAAGUAAAAUAAUAAUUUGGCUGCAUAUUACAAACUACCUCAGCAGUAAAAUAAAACUUGCAGCCGCCACAUUAAGACACCAAACUCUAGCUAUGAACUACUGAAUCAUACCCUGUUCAGUGGAAGCUUGACAAUGUGUGAUCUGUUGCUUGCUAAAAUCCUGUUAUCAGACAUGCAAACACACACCUGGAUAUCAGUCUUACAGAUAACUGGAAUUGACAAAAUGUGAAGGUUAUAGAAUACAAUAGAAGUAUUAAUGCAAUAGCAUUUCAAUCACAUCUCUCACCAUUGCAGUAAAGGAUGAGCCAGGGGGUCUAUCUGAUCCAUCUGCUUCUUUAUUUCAGAAUAUGGACCCUGGAUGUUAUGAGACAAAACAAAUCAGUCCAACAAACCUCCAAUAUAUUUAAAUCAUUCAAAGUGCAUGGAUGUGAAUCUUAAAUACGGUUUCAUAAAGAUUCAGCUUUAGAUUAAUUACUUGUGCCAUCCUUCGGAUUAGCAAGACGCUGUCAAGAGCUUUCUGUAGCCGGUCAUAGCUCUUUUUCUGCAGCAACACAACAAAGAUGAUUUCUUUAGAAUUACAAAGGUAAUUAUGGAUAAUCUAAUUAUAAUUGAAGUCAAUAAUAAAAUGGAUUAGUUAAAAAGAUACCUUUGGGCUAAAGGCCAGUAUUUUGGGGUUCUGUGGAUCAACAACAGAGGGGUACGGUUCGAAUAUGAUGCUCUUGCGUGAAGACUGGAGAGCAGCUCUACACAUGGCCACCAGCAGGUCAGCUACCUGAAGAUCAGAGAUGAGUGAUAUACACCAAACUCUCUCUGUCACCAUCCAGAGUACCUUUUUAAAGAAGUGCAUAUGUGUGUUACAGACCUCUGCACCGGUGGCAACUUCUUCUGUUGCUCCAGACAUGACACCCAGCGUAUAGAAAGAAAACACACACAGCUCCCUGCUGCAAACUGCUGGCUUUAAACACACAGAGCAGAACAGGGACACUUUAAUGACAUUCAGCUGUACUUUUAGUUUUGAUGAAGUAUACUGGCCAGUUGUUUUCUUUUCAAUGUACCUUUAACAUGGGGCCGUUCUGAAACACAUGUCGCUCAUCGCAGACCACACAGUAUUCAUUCAGAGUGGGGAGUCUCUGCUCAGCAUACCUCAUAAUCUGCACAUAAAAUGAAGUAUAAAGAUUGCUUUCAUUACGUCUCACUUUGUGCUUUGAUUGAUUGAUGGAUUAGAUAGCUGGUUGAUUGAUUGAUGGCAUCAUUUUGUACAUGUAAAAUAAAAUUAAAUAACAGUUGAUAAAAAGAAAAGGAAAAGCAAGAAAAGGCAAAAAUCUUCUAUCAUCAAACACUGAAGCAUUUUUUAUAUGUAGGAAAAUGAGCACGAAGCGGUGAUAAGUACUAAAAAACAUCAAUUUAAAUAUCGGAAAUACUUUGUUCAUAACUGUUUUGGAUUGCAUUACAUUUGCCCUCUUUUACAAGAUAAACAAAUCACAGCAUUGUGACGAUGAUGGCGUAAAGAGAUCAUGUGGUCACCACUUCACGUCUGCAUCAACUGAUCAACUUGAUUGUGAGCAGUGACUCUUAAAUUUCACCAAAUUUCAAGAAUCUCUGACAGAAGUUUUCCUACCUGUGCUAGGAAGCCAUGCUGCAGAGUGGGGGUGGUCUUACAGUGCCCGAUGGCCUGUGAGGAGAAAAGCAGCUCGAUCAGCUGUUUGGUGCUGAGCUGUGCUGAAGACUUGACCGCUGACACCAUCACCCUCUGCGGAAGAAAAGACGCAAAGUCUGAUUUAAGUAUUGAGGAAAUCCUUAAGCACUAACAGUAAGUUAACUCAGACAGAGGGGUUACCUUUCCACUGGGUGUGUAGGUGAAGAGCUCUCCAGUGGGAUUCUUGAUGGUGUAGGACUUUGUGUGAUUUGUGAAACGGUUCGGUUUCAUUGGUGGUAUAAUGACUCUUCCUCCUACUGUGGGUUCCUGGAGAUUAUUUAACCUGAUCACAACAGGAGAGAGAAACCAGUUAGAAAAGAAUCAAGAAUCGUUUGAAUCAGUGUUUAAGCUUUUUGUUGCGUACUUUGAUGGUGGGAGCCAGAUGCUGAAUCGAGCUCGAAAUUUCUUGAUGGUUCCACUCGGCCUGAACCAGCUUUGCCUGCUCUUCCGUCGCACCAUGAUGUUCUCAUUGGUUAGGUGUUUCCACUCCCGAGAGAGGAAGAUUGUGAGAAUACUGGGUGACACAAAUUAGGAGUUUGUCACUGAAUGAUCUUUAACUGCAACGAGUGAAACGUAAAGAAUGAACACCCACUUCUGGAGCUGCUUCCCAAGGCUGAAAUCAUCGGUGUUGGAUGGCUGAAAGACUUCGACUGAAGGUGCUGUGGUAAGAAAAAUCAGAUAAAGAGGAAUCAUUCAAUGUCAUGUUGAAGCUCCUGUGAGGAACUUCUGAUUUUUUGACAGGAAACAAGCUGUACCUCAUUUCUCUUUGCUGUUUUUUUUAACAGUUAUUCAGUGUCACUCUUGUGUCAGUGGCUAUAUACGAUUUUCUUUUUUAAAUUUUUCCACUUUUUCAUUCAUUAUUGGCUCUGAUUUGCAAGGAAUGGGGUAGGACUUGAUAAGCUCUCUGCUUCAUUCUGUUCUUUCUUAAACUGUUUGUUGUUGACAUACAUAUGUUAGUGUAAAUCUAUCUUUGACAUGUAUAGUUGUUUGGUGUACAUAUGUAUUAUUUUGCUCAAUGUUUUCAUUUUUAGUAGUUUUUUCUGUUCUCAAAGUUUGAGAUUAAUUAGAGAAAGAAAGAAAGAAAAGGAAGAAAGACUCUUUGCGGUGAAAAAGGUUUUGAAAAACACAUAUUGGUAGCUUCAAUAACUUCAAUUACCGUGUGGCAGUGGUUAAAAACAUUAAAAGUUAGUACAGAGAAAAUACUAGUCUCACUGCUGAUGGUCUUAUUUGCUUUUAUAGGUCACUUAUAGGUGUUAUAAUGGUUUUCUGUGUAUUUUAAAGCUGUCUUAAAUUUUUUUAAUUUAAGUAAGUUUGUGGCUGUGUUGCUGUUUUUACUCACCAGGUCCAUCCAGAUACUGGGACAGGGAAAAAUGUAGACGGAUAACAAUGGACUCUGAUGGAUUAAUCCUCCAGGCCUUGGCCACUUCAUGCUGUAGACACCAAACAAUUUAAUCACAUUACACAAAGCAGGAAGCCACAAUAGAAAACAUAGCAGUGCACUGUAUUAAAUAAGUGUGUAACAGAUUCAACUCACACCCAAAAACUCUGCACUCAUGUUAAGGUCGAUGUCCACUUCAUCAAUUGACCCAUACUCCCUAAAAUAUGACAUUUUGCGGAUGAAAACCUGCAGAAGUAAUUUUAUUUCAAGACUGUAUAACAACAACAAAAAUAUUUUCUUACGUUAUAGAGACGACAGAGUCUGUAUAUAAAGUUCUGACUGCCUCAAUGUCUGUGUCCAGCUGAGGGUGGUGAUACCAGUCAGUGGCACAGCUCUCCUGCAGAGACAAACACGACACUGUUACCUUAUGGAGAGAACAGCUGAGCACGAGAGGAGGCCAAAGAUUAACCUUCUCACAGAUACUGUUUAUACAACAGUGACUGAGAAGCUCUGACAAGAUAGGCUAUAUAAAAUGUAGGUUACAAAACCCCCGCCACUACCACCAUUUUCUACUAGUUAGAACUUAAAAGAUCUAAUCUAUCAUGUUCCUUAUUGUAUAAUUGUCAUCAUAAGCUAAUUUCAAGUAGGCUCUAUAAUUCUAGGGUUAUUAUUUGUUACCUAUUGAUACUACAAUUACAGAUGCUUUAGAAAAAAAAUUCAUUUGUUGACCUUUACAUGAUAGGAAUGAUUGAAUAUCUUGAUAACAUUAAAGCUCCUAUGAGGAGUUUUUUGACUUGAAUGAAAUGAAAUCAAAAUCAUAUUGAUGCCUUUUUAUGAUAACCAGGAGCAAUCAAAACCAUCAGGGACAAGAUUGGUAAUUUGCAUAUUGUCAUUUUGAUGCCUGAAACUGGUGUGAAAAGGAAGGUGUCAACUGAGCAGUAGAGGAAAAGCCCGCUUUUUGCAAUUUCAACACAAAAUAUUUACAAUAAAUUACACAUUUGACCAUCAAAAGUCAGCAGAUAUUAUUUUAGCAUGUAGAGAGCCAGAUAAAGACAAGCUGCUUUUCCCAAAGGUGGCACCAAAACUGGCACACACCAAAAGCUCAUCAGGAGCUUUAAAUGUGAUUGAUUUGCUGAUCUUGUCAUGUACACAUGUGGGUAGUGUUUUCAGAGAACUUCACCUUACUGUCUUUAAAAUCACGUGUAUUGUGAAUAUCUGCUGUAGAAAAAAAAGUUUUUUUUUCUUUAGCAUAUUGUUGAUUAUCUCAUUUGACACCAACCCUCUUGUGGUGGGUUCAAGCAUUGAAAAUUACGACAGCAAUAUUUUUCCUGAUCUUCCUGUUUGCUUUUGCAGUACGUAAAGAGGUGUCUGUGCUAAUUUCACACUGUUUCAUGACUGGUCAAAAACUCCCCACAGGAGCUUUAAGAGAGAAAUAUUUACCCCAAACUUUACAAAAGUAAAUGUAAAACAAAUAGUCCAGUGACUGCUUAAUAAUCCUGACUUUUUAAUGGUAACUCCAAACAGCUUUUCUCUAUUAAGUUUUCUUUUUCUGAAUAAUGUAGGAUUGUGUGAGGCUUAUAUUUAAACCAAAAAAAAAAAAAAAAUUCAAAAAGAAUUACAUCUGAAGUGCUCAGGCCAUCCUCCAUGUCACUGUCUUCAUCACUCUGGCUCUCUGUCCACAGAUCAGUCUCUGUCUCCUGUCAGGUUAAUUGGACAACGCGUCAAUGAAAAGAUCCUCUUAUAGUAAAGCUAAUUUGUCCACUUCCCUAACCCAAACAGUGCUAACUCACAACUACACUGAGUCACAUUCAUUCAGAGGGAAUAAUUCUUACCCACUACGGUAAUCAUGCGUCAACAGAGCCUUUGUUUGCCUUUACAAAUUUCUUUUUUUCGUAAUAUUAACUGCACAAACUUACCCAGAAAACCAGAAAAUAUUCACAAAAGUAAAGACCAUCAAAUUGUUUUGUGUAUGUGUGUUAAGAUUUUUAAUAUUAUAAUAAAAAAAUGCAUGAAUAGAAGUAGAUAAUGUGUGCGUACAAACUCACCAUGUGUUCAGUUUUUUGGCGUUUCCUCAGAAACAGUCAUCGGCCCUUUUCCUUCUCUGUGACCAACAUAACUAAACAUAGACAGGAAAAACAUGUGACUGACUUAUUUCACCUACCAACACAACAAAGGUAUUUUAGCACAUGUUUGUCCCUACACUUAAUAAUUUCAUGGCCAAGAUCAUCUCUAGUUGUCUCUAGUUGUUUUUGUAAAUAAGCAAGCAAAAAACAAGAGCACAUGUCAAGGAGGUCAGCGCAACAGAACCACGAUAGUCCUUACCUUGCUGAGAGAGAAAAAUAGUUCCAUGUGUACCACUGAACAAGUCAUGCUGUAAUGAAAAACAACAGAGGUAGUAAAAUCUUAAAGCUGUACAUGACUGUCAGCCAGAAACCCCAGUAAAUAUUCCUGUUUGUAACGGCUGGGUCUGCUCGUGUUUAGCCGUCCUCUCCCCACUCUGCUUGUGAACAGCAGGUAGUCCCACAUGUUAGAGAUUGGACUUGGUUGUCACAUGAUUGGCUGCAGACACCAACAGGCUGAUCAUCUGUACCUGCUCCAGACAGACACACAGACACAGAGGAGAGGCUGAGGAUGUGACCUGAAGCUGUAAGUCUGUCACUCACAGUCCCUCCUGUCCUGUCUGUGUGAUAUGAGUGUCACUGUGUCUACAGAUUUUGUGGUUUAUUGAUCAAGAGAGGAAAACUAAAGAAAUCCAUGUGUCAAACUAUUCUGCAGCUCCAGGCUCCUGAAUCAGUGUUAAGACUGUGAAGAGAACAAAGAUUCUCUGUUGGCAGGGCUGAGGGAUGCUGAUGAUGUUUGGCAUUUAUGAGUCUUCCUGUCUGCCUGCUGUGCUGCAGUCUGACCUUAAUCUGCAGUUACCCUUGUUAGCAGCCGCCUGCUGCUCUGCAGUCUGGCCAGAUUAGACACUUCUAGGAGCGCUUACAUCUGUGCAAGUCUUCUCUCAACAAGUUGUGUUUCUCGGAGUAAUCCACUUAGACAUGGGUGGGUGUUUGAAAUGUGGCCUUAUCUAUUUAUAGAGAGUAGGCACAUAAUCAUGAACCCCUGUACUGUAUAUGGCCAUUUCAAGGCUACGUACAAACACAAAAAAUACAAAGUGAGUGGAAUUUCUCUGUGGGUGAGUCAGUGUGUCUCAGACACAAAGAGUCGGCCAAGCCAUUUUUCUUUCUCUCCCUUUUUUAAAGGUUAUUUAUUUGUGCUAUAUAGGAUAUUAUUAUCUAGUAUCCAACCCCUUUCCUAAUUUUGUACUAUAAGCGUUAUAUCACUAUAUCCCUAGGGUCCCAUCUGUCAGACCAACAAGAUAAAUGAAAACAGGUUCACAGUCAACGAUACACGGGUCUAAUUUCCACUGUAUCAUAGCUAUAUGAUAGCUAUAGCAUCUGUCGAGUCACCAAUUGUCCAUAUGAAGAAUCAUCAAGAAGCUGAAAUAAACACAAGCAUGAAUAUUUACCAGAUUACACCAGAUAGGGAUUGUGAGUAGAAUGUGAAAUACAUUAGAUCAAGUAUAUUGGAAAGGAAGUACAAAGUACUGAGUACAUCACUGUAUCUUAACUUUUUGUGGACCAUUGAUUACUUAAUAUAAAGAAGCAACUAAUGUACGGUUGAUCAUGUAGCUCAAUUUGUUGUUGCUCUCUUUUGCUGUAUAAGAGAGGUUGACAUUUUCCAGACACUUUGACCAGUUAUCCACUAGAGGGAGCUCUUGUUGAGACUGAAAGUGACCUGGUGGCAUAUGUUUUGUCCAUACUUGGUGCAAGUAUGUGCACUAUAUCACAAACAGUAAAACUCAGAUUUUAGGGCUGAUUUUUCAAAGCGAAUUUCACAGAGAUGUUUUACCUCACAGUUGUUCAUUCAUGCUAAUGUUUGGCCAUGUUCUUAAAUUGCAUUUUUCAUGAAAGUUUAUUUUUGAAGAAGGGUGACAAACAAUAGGAGAGACAAUAACAAUGUUUGUGGACUUAAACACAAAAGUGGAGACUUUUUUGCAGUGUGAGUGCACAAUAGCAUUAGUGUGUGUUAUGGCUUUGGGAUGAUCACAUUGAUAUCAUUCAAAAGCAAAAGGGUGAAUAAUUUUUUAUCUGAAUAAAAUCAGGAUGCUCACUUGGUUUUAUAUUUGCUGCAUGUUGCAGAAUUACAUGUUAGGUUGGUUUGUUGAUUUAUUUAAAGUAGCAUUAGUGUCCAGCGCAAACACUAACAAGCACAUGCAGCUGAGAAACUGAAAUUAUUGCAUUGAGUGUCAUGUCAAAGGAAAAAAAAUCUGUUUUAAUGCCAAUCUUUUACCUGUUUUGAGACUGGAGGCUAGACAUGCAUGUGUUUCUCUGCAGCUGGCUGCUCAACUGGCAUGAACUGCCAGCUACAAAGUGAUCCUUACAUGGAUUGGAGGUUGGUGAAUGUCAGUUUGGCAUCAGGUUUCAUCCUCUAGAAAUAUCAUCAUGUACCAAAAACAUAAAAGUGUCUUAAAUUGUCCAUUUGUAUAUUGUUCUUGCAGUCGUCCCCUUUUAUCAAGGUAGUUAGUUGAUGUUUUUUUCUGGUCAGUAAACAUCAUCAGGAAAUCAAGAUACAGUAGAAGAGUAAACAGUUGCCUUCACUCCAUAAAAAUAUAUUUGAUCAAUAUUUUUCAAAUUUUAACAACAUUUUAGGAGAAACCUAACUAGUUAAGAUGUGAUGUUUAAUUUUAAAGAAAGACAUAGAUACAAGAGUGUAAAAAAGGUGUCCUCCCAUCAGCAGCUAAAAAUGAGUUCAGGCAGCAUAUGUUUUUUGUAUUGAAUAACGUUGGGGAGGAGAGUGGACAUAUAUGUAAGGCAUGGCACUGGGUGGAUACAGUUUGUGUGGUACAGUAUGUUCUUCAUCUGAUCCCCGUAUGCUUUAUAAAGCUAGGCAUGGCUCAACUGUAUCUGCUGCACAUACAUACCAUAACAUGCUAUACCUUGACAGAGUGACGACUUGACACACGGCAGGGUUUCAAGACUAUUUUUGGGAAAAAUCUGUCAUCGGUUAAUAUAGGAGACUAUGUAUAUAUUAUCAACUUAAGUCAAACUCUGAGUGAAUCAUAUAUAUAUAUUUAAACCAUGGCCAUUAUUCAGCCCCCAUGUGUCCAUAGGAGUGGCAUGAAGUCUUCCUUGCAAAAAAAAUGGUGUAGAUUGUAUGUCAUCUUUAGAUCAGAGGUACAAGCCUGACCAUAAAAGGAGAGGUGCGUAGGAAAAAUAUAUCAUACUGAAGUGACAGCAUACAAACAAAAAGAAACAUAAAUAUGUGAAUCUAAUAAAAAACACAUUAAAACAAUUUGCAGCGGGUAUCUGAAGCCAAUUAAGAAAUAAGUUAUAAUAUUAAAUCUUUUAAUAUAUAAAUGAAUUUUUUCAUUUAUAAUAUGUAUUCUUCUAUUGGAAGGACAUGUCAUCACAAGAGGAGAAUAUUGGGAUCCAACUAUAUGCUUUUUUUGCACUGAUUUAAAGGGCUUUAAAGUGAAAAGAAGAGUCAAGAUAGGAAAUAAAUAUUGUCCCUCAAACAUCUCUCUAUAGAAGGCUUUAAAUUCCUGCUGCUGGAGUUUCUUCUCUAUCCUAUUGCAAUGUUAGCUUUGACAAAUCAUGACAUUAACUCUACGAAAAAAAAUAAGUGCUGGUGGAAAACAUUGGGAAAAUGUGCUGAAAGAUUCCCAGUCCCUCUGUAAACGUUAGGAAAUAGCACGUACACUUUCAGUUGACGAUAACUUACCGACCUUUCCAAACAAUUAAACAUCUUUAGUUUCAACUUGGCUACCCAGGAUCAUGUUUAAGUAUUGGCGGAGGGAUUUGGGAGUGCACAGGCGAACAGCCCUCGCACCUGCGCUGUAUCAACCCUCAUAUUUAGCCCAUAUUAAGCACUUUGAUUAAUCAUAGGAUAUUAAAUAUGAAGUUCACCUACAAGAAAUAAUAACGUGUAAAUAAUUACUUUCCAUAAAAACGUUUUAUUCGUCCUUAACGGCUCCGCCCUAUAUCUUGUGUUGAUGUGUGCCUCUCACAUGGGAAAGUAGUUCCGGUUAGUGGGGAGGAUAAAAACUGUCACUUGAGCAGUAGCAUUGGCGUCUUGGUCCCUGCAAAGUUCACCCAGAAGGUGAGUAACAGCGAACAGACUGAAUUAUCUGACAUAGAGACUGAGGAGAAGAGAUUUUACUCUUGGCUGGGAUUGAAUAUAAUUUGUCAUGGUUGCAAACUAAAAAAAAAAAAAAGUCAAAACAGACCUUUACACUUACUUAUUUGGUGACAUGCAUUGUUCAUUUCUACUUAGUUUUCUUUUUUCUUUUUAAUUUUCUUUUCUGUAUCUUGUCAGUAUCUGUUGUGCUGUAGUGUUGCUCAUAACUUUUUAAGGAUGAAGGGAAUUGAUCUUAUUCUGUCUGAAUACUAACAAUAUUGGUGAUACUUACAGCUGAACUAAGACUAAUGGGAUCAAUAGCUGCCCAAUGUACUUGAAAUUACACAGGGCCUUUAUAGACAGUUUUCCUCACCUGGAAAUGGCUCUAAACUUUCCCUCAAAUGUUAAAAAAUCAUUUGAAUUAAGACACCAUCACUACCAUGGGAUCAUGGUGUCUUUUGUAUUUUUUCUGGUUUGUUUCUGCUGUCUAUUUAUACACACAGCUGACCAUGUUAUUUUAGGAAAAUGCUCUGUGCAGGAAUGUCCUUCCAGUACACACACACACACACACACACAUAAAGUAUGUUUCCAUGCACUGAUUGUCAACACAUCUCUCAUGCUAGCCUUUACUGUUGCUGCCUUGAAGCUAAAUUCUAAAAUAUCAGUUUUUUUCUUGUCAAACACCACUACUUAGAUUCCUGAUGCACAGACAGUAUGCAAUGUGUUAUUCUUUAUGUGCUAGCUACCUGCAGCCUCUGUAUGUAACGUCCUGCUGCUCGUCUUCAGAAGCACAUAAACUGUUGAUUGAAUUCGAGAGAGUGCAGUCAGGCAGGCACAGACUGUAGUUGUUGCUCUUUUACAUAGCCAGUUGGGUCAGCUUGCAUAGCCACUCUCCACAUGUGGAGGCUUAAAAUUAAUCCACAGAGAGGUCACACCUUACUAUAUGUGUGGCUUUUUCCAUUGACAUGAUUGAUGGAACCUCAGAGUUUCUGAUUUACUUCCACAGUCCUUGAAUGUGCAGCUGUUCAGGUCAUUUACCUUAACGUAGCUUUGUGUUAAAUAUAUCAAUGAGGCUUCUGCAGGAAUUCAUCCGCAACUUAAUAACAACCCAAUGAUCCGUAGUACCUUAAAGGAAAAAUUAUUGAUCAUUGCACUCUUCCUUUUCUGAUCUCCACAGAACAUUUCCUGCAGACUCAGAUCCAGUCAUGUCGAAGACAAAGGAUAUGGGCUCUUCCAUCAUCCACACGCAGCAGAUGCAUGCUGCGAUGGCGGACACCUUCAUUGAGCACAUGUGCCUGCUGGACAUUGACUCUGAACCUGCAGUGUCUCGCAACACUGGCAUCAUCUGCACAAUCGGUCAGUGCUCAUUGUCAAACACUGCAUAUUCAUUACUAUUCAUACACUACAUCCAAUGGUUAUCCCUUUGCGUGUGAUUGUUAAAAACAUCAAUCGGGAGUUAAACACCUGUCACUCAUUCGUCUCCAUGCAGGACCUGCCUCCCGCUCUGUGGAUAUGGGCAUGGAGAUGAUCAAGGCUGGGAUGAACAUUGCAAGAAUGAACUUCUCUCAUGGCACACAUGAAGUACGUCAAAGACACUUAAAGCCUCUCAGAUUCCUAAACUUCUAUCAAACUUUGUAGUCCUCUGCUGUACACUGUUCAAAGUGUUGACAUCAUAGCAUAGGGGUAGACACCUGAAACAUUCAGUGAAAUCUCUGAUUCAUGUGUGCGCAAUAGUGCAGCAUGUUUGAUUUUGAGCCCAGACGGAGCAGGAAUUUCUUCUCCCUCUCCGGGUGACUCAGUAUUAAUUUACCCUUUAAAGCCACAACUGUCAGUGUGACAUUACUCCUGUAACUGUCUGUGCCUGUAAUCUGAUCUACGAGCUUGUGCUCGCCCCCUCAGUAUCAGAACUGUGUUGUGGCUCUUCAUUUGGUGAGCCAACACCUUAUAUUAAUGACCCCUUGCCUUUAAAAGUCAUGCCUCUUUACCUUUUUCUCCGGUCACCUGAGUGGAUGAGCCAUCAAAUCUAUCAUUAGCGUCAGGGAGAACAUCCACAUCUGACAUUAGGAGCUUUAAAGGUUAACAGCAACUCAACUCUGAGGUUUGCUCUGACCUGUCUGUGCGGUGCAGCAGGAUCUAAACAGAAACAGUGAAUCUAUUUGGGCUUAAAACUGUAGAAACAUCAUAAAAGUGCUUUUCAUUCAUAAAAUUCCAAACAAGAAGGUUGGAUAUUUCUUACGGGAGAUCCAAAAUAGACUUGACCCCUGUCUCAUUGGUGAGUCACCUGUCAGAGCAGCUUUAAAUAGGUCUUCUCAGAGAGUCCACCUGGCAGCAACAGCACAAGAAGAACACACAUUUAAUCUAGAGAAAAUAGUAAAUUAUCUUUAAACAAUAAUACACAUAGUUUACAACCUUCAGAGUGUUAGUUUGUGGCUUUCCAGGUAGUGUACUUUUACUGGAUCCAUACAGCAAGACUCCAUGUUUUUCACAUAAAAAAGGUUAUCUACUGAUCUGUUAACCACCCCAGUUUAAAGGGUUUUACUUUAACAUUACAGAAGCUAUUGUUAUCUCUAUGACAGGCUAUUUCUGCAGGGAUCAGUGCCAUGUUAUACGAUGUGUUGCAGCUGUCAUUUGGGUUUACUGUAUGCACUUAUGUAACCAGAGUCAUGCCAUCUCCAUGACUGUGACCAAGUUUGCCCACCUGUUGAUUUACUGACUUCAUUUUGUCACCGAAGACUUGAGCAUAUGGAGAGCUUCUGUACCCGUGUUUUAUCAGUGUCUCUAAUCUGAUCACUUUUUUGUACUUCAGUACCACGCUGAGACCAUCAAGAACAUCCGCGAUGCAACUGAGAGCUUUGUGCCAGGAUCUGCUGAAUACAGACCAGUGGCCAUCGCUCUGGACACCAAGGGACCAGAAAUCAGGACCGGUCUUAUUAAGGGCGUGAGUUUUCAUCAAAUUGCAUCAACUCCACAAGGCUAUUUUUUUAACCUACCGCAUGAUUUUACGUUUCGUGAUUUUCUGUGAAUAAUCAAGCUUUCUCUCCCUGAUGCUUAGAGUGGCACAGCUGAGGUUGAGCUCAAGAAGGGUGAAACCAUCAAGGUCACACUCGAUGACGCGUUCAUGGACAAAUGCGAUGAGAAAGUUCUGUGGCUCGACUACAAGAACAUCACCAAGGUUGUGCAGACCGGAAGUCAUGUCUACGUUGAUGAUGGUCUGAUUUCUCUCAAAGUCAUGGAAGUUGGUAAGACUACAAUAAAUCGUCUCUAUGUGGCUCAUCUGCUCUGAUUUUAUAGAGCGAAAUUAAGUGGUUGUUUCUCAUUUUGCGUCCCAAGGCAACGACUUCCUGAUGUGUGAAAUUGAGAAUGGCGGUAUGCUGGGCAGCAAGAAAGGUGUCAACCUGCCUGGAGCUGCUGUCGACCUGCCCGCUGUGUCUGAGAAGGACAUUCAGGACCUGCAGUUUGGUGUGGAGCAGGGUGUUGACAUGGUCUUUGCCUCCUUUAUUCGUAAGGCUGCCGAUGUUCAGGCUGUGAGGAAAGUUCUGGGCGAGAAGGGAAAGGACAUCAAGAUCAUCAGCAAGCUGGAGAACCAUGAGGGUGUGCGCAGGUGGGUAGACCCUUAGCAAACACACUCGAAUCUGUACAGACCUGAAGAUAUGUUAACGUACGGUUAACUAGUCUACUUGUUUGAUAGAUUUGAUGAGAUCCUGGAGGCCAGUGAUGGCAUCAUGGUUGCACGUGGAGAUCUGGGUAUCGAAAUCCCCACAGAGAAGGUUUUCCUAGCCCAGAAGAUGAUGACUGGCAGGUGCAUGAGGAUUGGCAAGCCCAUCGUCUGUGCCACACAGGUCUGUGACACCAGUAGGACAACUAUGAAAGAACAUUUUGUGAAAGGAUUGUGUUUCACGGAAUCUUCUGUCGCUCUUUAGAUGCUGGAGAGCAUGACCAAGAAGCCCCGCCCUACUCGCGCAGAGGCCAGUGAUGUCGCCAACGCUGUGCUGGAUGGCAAUGACUGCAUUAUGCUGAGUGGUGAGACCGCCAAGGGAGAAUACCCCCUUGAGGCUGUGCACACACAGCACAUGGUGAGAGAACCCCCCUGAGUAACGCCGUCCUUUAUGUGCUUUUUACCAGCUAUAUGUUGAAGCAAUCCUCAAAGUCCAUGCCGGUGUUUUGCAUGUUUCUGCCGGAGAUUUUUAUUCAUAUUUAUUCAUAUUUAAGGAAGAAGUAUGUUAUAUUUUAGUAUGAUACGCCACAAUACAUAACUAAAUGAUAUGCUACAAUAGGAUUUGACACUGCUCAAUACAAUAUCAUAAUAUUUCACAUGAUACGACACCGUACAAUAGGAUGUGAUAUAUGGUAUAUUAUAUAAAACAGUACAUUUUGGUAGAAUUUCAUCUCACAUCAGAGAAGGAAAUCGUUACCGUAAAAUAAGAGAAGUUCUGGAGGUGUUAGGACAUUUUCUUGGCCUCAGUCGCUGCACAUAUUUAGCUCUCCUUACAGACAAACAAGCUCGACUCUAUCAGUGUGAGCGCAUCAGUGGUUUCAGCCUGAUUUUACUAACAGCCUGUUAAGUAUUUGUUUAACUUCCAUGGCGUACCCUUGUUGCAUUGCCACCCCCCUUCUUCCCCCGUCCAUCUGCUACCAAACGACGUGUGCUUUUGUGCAUUCUGCUUUAACAGUGUGAUCAUGUUACUCAAUUAGCAUGUGUCUGAGGAUCUGCAGUGCAAAGCAACUGUGUCUGGACAUCACAGCCACCGCUGCUGUUUAGCUUCAUGUCUCGGUGUGCUCUCAGGUAUGAUAACCUCUGCAUUGACGUCAAUUGUCUCUUUGUUUUGCGUUCUCUCUCUCCUGCUGGUAAAACUGUCUGUCUGACACCGCUGUAAUCUUUUCUGCUAAUGUUUUCCUCAAAUGUGUAGAUUGCCCGUGAGGCCGAGGCAGCCAUGUUCCACAGGCAGAUGUUUGAGGAGCUCCGCCGCACCACUCAUCUGACCCGUGACCCCACAGAGACCAUUGCUAUCGGUGCAGUUGAAGCUUCCUUCAAAUGCUGUGCAAGUGCCAUCAUCGUGCUCACCAAGUCCGGAAGGUGAGAAUCUCCAAAGAAGUCCCUAUUGUGUCCUCUCCUCUGCAUUCUGAGUCAUAAUGAUCUCCCUGGCGCCCACUGUGAGCAAAGAAACUGGUGCUUUGUAUUAUCUCCCCAUCCUUCCUCCUUCACUCUCUUCCUAUCUCAAACCCUCUGCUCCUGUGAAGUGUGCCAACUUUCAUAGCACUCACAAUCUGGGCACCACCAGUGACCUUUUAGAACUGAACCCUGACAUUUUCCAAGUUAAUUUUAUCUCCCUUAUCACAGCCCUCCAGUUGGGAGUUCAUUCCUCCAACACAUGUUGCAGAGGCUGCAAAGCUGUAUUUCCUAAUCACAAUGGCAUAAUUAAAGCAGCAGGAGGCGAAAACAGAAACUCAAAGGGAGCGAAUUUUACGUUCCGAAUCACAGCCUAAGCAGAUGCGGUUCUUUUGCGGUUGUUCAACUUUUAAUGAUUUACGUCUGUUUCCCUGCAGGUCUGCUCACAUGCUGUCAAGAUACAGGCCCCGUGCCCCCAUCCUUGCUGUGACCCGCUGUGGCCAGACCGCCCGCCAGGCCCACCUGUACCGUGGAGUGUACCCCCUGCUUUACACCAAGGCUGCCAACGACGUCUGGGCCGAGGACGUCGAUCUGCGUGUGAACUUUGCCCUGGAAGUUGGUGAGUGAUUAGGUUCUUGACUGUGCAUGUGUGGUUAAAAUUGUUACCCAGGUAAAGUACAACUCCUUAGAACCAUGAGAAGUGGAUUAAUUCUGUAAACAGAAGUCAUGAUAUUUUAUAUUUAAUCAACUGGAUCUGUUCUCUAUCCACAGGCAAGCACCGCAAAUUCUUCAAGUCCGGUGAUGUGGCCCUUGUUGUGACCGGCUGGCGCCCCGGCUCUGGUUACACCAACACCGUGAGAGUUGUGCUGGUUCCUUGAACAUAAUCGGAGGACGUCAGUUACCACUCUCCCUCCCAUUUUGAGUAACCUCCCUAUAUCCCAUGUGUCAGACUUUUCUUGUCUCAACAGAAUCACAAAACCAAGCUGCUCCUUCAAAGGACCUGUAAAAGUGUUGUUCACAGACAGUAACCCUCCUGAUUUGUAAUCCAUAUUUAUUGAUUUCUUGUCUAAAACCUGCUGCCUAAUACUGUACCUGGACCCUUUUAGUAGAAACUCUUCCUCGUGUUUGUACUAACCGUUCAGCUGACAAACAGAUUAAAAUUUUUUAUCUUGCAUGCACUGUGAACUUAACAACUACAUGUUUUCUCACUCACAUGGAGUUCGGUUCCUCGAUUGCCAAGCGUUACACAUACAUACUGUGUGUACUGUUCUUGUUUUCCAGUGUUUAUGCUAAACUGAAAGCUGGCAAAAGUGUCAUUGUGAAAUGAUGCAGCAUGACUGGUUGUCUUUCUAUUAAAAGGAAUUCUUGGUUCAGU